AUGAAAAAAAAUGAAAGGGAAUAUCCCACGCUCCCAUAUACUGUACAUCCUAUAUUGAACGGUCUUGCCACCGCCCUCAACUUCCUCCACCGGACCUGUUCUUUUGUCCACCCGGCAACAUCUGACCGCACUUUUGUCUGCAAGAUUAGCGAUGUCGGCCUCUCUCGCCUGUGCCAAAUCCGAGGUCUACUCGUUCGGGGUCAUGCUGCUGCAAGUCCUCAUGUUGAGACCGCGAUUGAGUCAGGCCAGUUAGCGAAUGUGCUCGACCGCACAGUUGGGGACUUGGCCCUCUCAUUGGCCAAGCUGGCUUUAAAGUAUUGUGAACUGAGGAGAAGGGAAGAGGAUGAGGGACGUGGGAUUGGAAGUGUCGUGUGUGGUGAGCUUUUUCGAUGCACACUCGCAGGGUCAUUGGAAGUAACGCAGAGGUCGAGUGGCUCGGAGCCCACCACGAGCCUAACGUACAGAAUGAAACACGCCUUGAUGUCUGUGCAGUCAACGGCUCCUAUUGUCUCUGAUGACCAUGAAAAAGGCGCGCUCUUGAAUCACGAUUCGUUCAAUUACCUAAAGCAAAAACUUUUUGGAAAAUGA
This is a messenger RNA of Striga asiatica, 588 nucleotides long. Lineage: Eukaryota; Viridiplantae; Streptophyta; Magnoliopsida; Lamiales; Orobanchaceae. The record is from the annotation of a GenBank genome assembly.